CUCAUCAGGCCAUCAGAAGACCAUAGGUAAGGAAAGGGACCCUCAAAGGACAUCUAGAUGAUCUCAUAAAACCAUCUGUAAGGAAAGGGACUUUUCAGACCAUCUGGAUGGUUUCAUAAGACCAUCAGUAAGGAAAGGGACUCUCAAAGGCCAUCGAGAUGAUCUCAUCAGGCCAUCAGAAGACCAUAGGUAAGGAAAGGGACCCUCAAAGACCAUCUUGAUGGUUUCAUAAGACCAUUGGUAAGGAAAGGGACUCUCAAAGGCCAUCUAGAUAAUCUCAUCAGGCCAUCAGAAGAUCAUAAAUAAGGAAAGGGACCCUCAAAGGCCAUCUAGAUGGUUCAUAAAACCAUCACUCACAAACAGGUAAACUGUGACCUCCACCGAUGAUGGGCCCGGACCAAACUUGGCACCCAGAACCCCCAUGACUAACUCAACCUACUGGAGAGGUUCAAGGAGACUGACUCACCAUAGUGGGAGUUGUAGUUUACCCUGCAGCCGGAGAGCACACUAAACCCCACCAAUGAUGCAUCCAGAGCAAACUUGCUCAACAUCACAACAGAGCUAUGGAUUCCACCUAAACGUUAGACACUUGGGGUACGAACUGUGGGAGAUGUGUGAUAGAGUCUCAUACUGUAAGAGGUUGGAUGGCCAUCUGUCGGGAAGGUUUGGAUGUUGUCUUUCUGUGUGACCGAACACAGAACCAAGUCACUGUUGUGGUUCAGUCUGAUGAUGAAGGGGGAUUUGAGUUUAUGCAGGUUGACCAAGGAAAUGUUGAAGGCUCUGGAUUGUCAGAGAGGUCGCAGGCUAGCAGGGAAGCUGAAGUUAGUGAUAAGGGUGACCUUUCACAAGAUAUUGAACAUCAACAAAGUCCAGGUGGCUCUGGCAGCGAGUCAGAGGAGUCUUCCUUAGAUAGAGACGCAAGGUUAAGGUUAAGGGUUCGUCCCAAGUAUUCUGUGAGAAUUGCUAGUAAAUGUGUGGAAACCCAAGUUCAGAGGAAUGCUUUCUUAGCUUGUAAGCAUGGUUAAAUAGGGAGAAACUGAAAGAUUUCAGACGAAGCAAAGUUGAUUUUUGGGAAGCUUAAUUCCUGCCUUGUCUCUGCUCAUGGAAACAGAUUCUUGUUUUGUUCAUGCCUAGAUUCUGUGUUUGGAUUGUAUUUUGGAGUUCACGCUGCCUUGUCUUUCAGGAUUGAUUUGCUAUAUUAGAGACUUUGAACUAUUUUCUACAGAGACUUUGAACUAUAUUCUGCAGAUUGCCUUUGCAAUUGGAUUACUGCUUCCUUUACUGCUUUUUUAUUAAGACUUUGCUCUUUUAUCAAUAAACAGUAAAAAAACAAGUCUGUUGUGGUGGAGUGUGUGUUAAGAACGUGGUGAACCAGCGCUGAGGUGCAACAGUCACCUUCUACUGGGUUCACAGUUACCCAAAUGUGACUGAUUCUCAAGGCGUUGAAGCUGAUGGGGAUGCUGAGGUUGUUUUGCUAAAGGGCUACGGGAACUGUGUUUGGGUGGGUCCAUCCUGCCCAAAUUGUGGUUUUGUAUUUUGCUUCAGUUUGGGGUGUGGCGCAAUAUCCCCUUCCUCUUGUUUUGCUUUUCUCGUUUUCAUUUCUGCAAGGUAGGGCCACAAAAGUGCGCCGCAGGCAAACAACGUCGCAUUUGCUGCCCGUCGAGGCAGGUGCGACACCGUUUCGUCCUUUCCUAUGCUGCAGAGAUUCGAGGAAGAACCUGGACUGUGUAAAACAUACAGGUCAACUCUGUUGAAAUGCCAGAUGGGUCGCCCCUUGUGGACUGUUCCUUCAGGAUAUUUGUCACAUUCACAAAGGACUCUAGUGCUUCUGGGGUGCACCUUUUUUCCUUACAACUUCUGACGAUGAUGGUGGCCAUCCAACACUUGUUCUCUCAUCUCCUGAUGGUGAAUAUCCGACGCUCAAAGUGCCAAGAGACCAUCUGUUUGGAUGGUUUUCUGUAAACACAUUGUCGUCCCAUUCUUCCGAUUCUUCUAACCAUAUCCAUCCCUUUUCUUCUAUACUUAAUCUUUCUGUUCCUUCGGUACAUGAUCCUCAAACCAUUCCCACGCUGAUCCUUGUUUCCUCUACACUGAUCCUUCUGGACUUAUCCUUUUCGCUCCCUCCGUCUUUACUUAUUGGUACCCUUUGAUGCUUCAUCUGGAGACGUGUUUUUCUGAAAGAUGGAUGACCAAGAACUCGCACUGUCCUUCUCCUCUCCUUCCACGUUGAUCCCGACUUCCAUCCCGAGGCCCCACGUCGCCUCUGUCCAUGGCCCCGACCGUUGCUACCCCACAAGCAACGUCAUUUUGUACCAUUACAACCACACAGGGAGGAUGAACAACCGGCAGCCCCAGGAGGACAAAAUGAAUGCUCUCAAGAUGGUCAUCAUCGCCUCCAGCUGCCUCAUCAUCCUGGAGAACCUCCUCGUGCUGCUGGCCAUCGUCCGGAAAAUGCGAGCCCGUCGGUGGGUUUAUUCUUGUCUGGCGAGUAUCACCUUCAGCGACCUACUGACUGGGAUCGCCUAUUUGGUGAACCUUUGUUUGUCUGGGAGCCGGACUUUCCAGCUGACGCCCACUUUGUGGUUCCUUCGCGAGGGGGUCCUCUUUGUGGCCCUGGCCGCCUCCACCUUCAGCCUGUUGGUGACCGCUGUGGAGCGCUAUAGCGCCAUGGUGAGGCCCAUCGCCGAGAAUGCGGCCAGCAAAACCGUCCGCUUGCGGAGCCUCAUCAUCUUCUGCUGGACCUUGGCGGUCCUCAUCGGCUUGCUCCCCUUGCUGGGUUGGAAUUGCCUUUGCCACAUGAGCGGCUGCUCCACCUUGCUGCCCCUUUACGCCAAGAGCUACAUCCUCUUUGCGGUGAUCAUCUUCUGCGUGGUUUUGGUGGGUGUCGUAGGGCUCUACGCCUCAAUUUACUGCUGGGUCCAGAGGAGCACCACGCAGGUCGUCUCGAGCAACGGGCGCAAGCGGUCUCUGCGGUUGCUGAAGACAGUGGUGGUGAUCCUCCUCGCCUUCCUCGUGUGUUGGAUCCCUCUCUUCAUCCUCCUUUUGAUUGACUACGCCUGGGCCAACGAGACCUGGCAGCUCCACAAGGUCUUUGGCUGGAUCUUGACCUUGGCGGUCAUCAACUCCUUCAUCAACCCCGUCAUCUACUCUUUGGGAAGCAAGGAGGUGAGGAAAGCAGUCACGGACCUCCUCUGCUGUUGCUGCGUUCGGGCUGGAUGGCGCUCGUCGGUCACUACGGAUGUACCCACGAACUCCUCCACGGCCACAGAGAACUCGCUGAAGAUGCGGGAGAGUUUCCGGGGUCGCCUGCCUCACGUCAGGAGAGGCCGAGAACUUCUUUCCAGUAAUUCAAGCAUGAUGAGUGCCGUGGUGUCAGAUGAUGCUUGAACUAGAUCUAGGCCAGUGGUUCCCAAACUUAUUUGGCCUGCUGCCCCCUUUCCAGAAAAAAUAUUGGGGUUGUUGGCCAUGCCUCACAACCUCUGAGGAUGCCUGCCAUAGAUGUGGGCGAAACAUUCGGAGAGAAUACUUCUGGAACAUGGCCACCCAGCCCGAAAGACAUACAACAACCCUGUGAUCCCGGCCAUGAAAGCCUUCAACAACAGAAAAAAUAUUACUCAGCGCCCCCUGGAAAGGGGGCGUGGCUUAGAGGGGUGGGCGUGGCUCCUGCUCAAGAGGGCGGGGUGGAGCCUUUCCUAGUCCAAGAUGCAGGGCUGUGAGGGGGAGGUGGGCGGGGCUACAAAUGGGCGGCCAGGACUGGGAUGGACUGAGUUACGAGCUCUGAGACAGGGCUGAGCUUCUAUCCCUGUCCUGCGGUGCCUGCCAGGACACAGGGGGCGGGGCCUCUUACCAAGUGCCUGACAGGGCUGAGCCUCUAUACCCCGCUCCCAUGUUCUAACAAGCGCCUCAGGGGAGGUAUACAGAGGCUCAGCCCUGUCUCAGACUCUUGGAAGGAGGCCCCGCCCCAACCCCUAGCCCUGCCCUUUAGUCCUAAAAGGCCUCUCAGGAGAGGUAUAGAGGCUCAGCCCUGUCUCAGGCUCUUGGAAGGAGGCCCCGCCCCCUUCCCUAGCUCCGCCCUGUGUGUCCCAACAAGCGCCUCAGGAGAGGUAUAGAUUCUCAGCCCCGUCUCGGGCUCUUGGGAAGAAGCCACGCCCACUCCUCUAACUCCGCCCCCUGUGUCCUAACAGGCGCCUCAGGGGCUCAGCCCUGUCUCCGGCACUUGGGAAGAAGCCACACCCCUCCCCUGGCCCCACCCCCGUGUCCUAAUAGGUGCCAUCACCGCCCCCCUGGAUCACUGCAGCACCCACUAGGGGGUGGUAGCGCCCACUUUGGGAAUCACUGAUCUUCUCCACCCUUUUCAUGGCCUUUGGGCCAUGCCACUGAAGGGACAAAUGAAGGAUUGUUUGGGGUAUGAGGGGAACCAUAAAUAUGUUAUUGGGAUAAAGCUGUGGUUCUCAACCUGUGGGUCCCAGGUGUUUUGGCCUCCAACUCCCAGAAAUCCCGGCCAGUUUACCAUCAGAAAACACAUAUUAAUUCACAGUGCUCUCCGGAGGUAGGUGAACUACAUCUCCCCUAAAUCACUGUCAAUUCCUCCCAAAUCCCUCCAGUAUUUUCUGUUGGUCAUGGGGGUCCUGUGUGGGAAGUUUGGCCCAAUUCUAUUGCCGGUGCGGUUCAAGGGUCUCUUUGAUUGUAGGUGAACAAUAAAUCCCAGCAACUACAACUCCCAAAUGUCAAGAUUUAUUUUCCCCAAACUCCACCAAUAUUCAAAUUUAGGCAUAUUGAGUAUUCGUACCAAGUUUGGUCCAGAUCCAGAUGUUUGGAGUCCGCAGCGCUGUCUGGAUAUAGGUUGUGAUGGUUUGCAAAGAUACUAUAUGUGUGUUAACUGGAAAAUCAAAUGCAUGACGCCAAUUGGCUGAGUUUGCAAGGACCUGGGAAUUGGUUUUGUAACCGUUGCUAUCCUGCUGCUGGAGAACAGGUUUGAACAGGUUUCUCUCUCAGUGUGUGAGUCUAUUACUAGCUGGAAAGAAGAUGGUUCUGUACUCAGAGAGGCCUGACUAUUUCUGAGGCCUUGUUGCCUGCUGAUCUUCACUGAAGCAAAUUUAUGGACUAAGAAAAGACUGCUUAUGACUGCUGAUUUAUGUAAGCAAACAGAGGGACUAUUGUAAAUACCAUUGUUCACAACUUCUGAGGAUGCCUGCCGUAGAUGUGGGCGAAACGUCAGGGGAGAAUACUUCUGAAACAUGGCCAUACAGCCCGAAAACAUACAACCACCCUGUGAUUCCCUGCCAUGAAAGCCUUCAACAACAUUUAUCAUUGUUCUGUUGAUACCUUGGAUCUAAUAAAAGUUCCUGUGUUAUUUGUUCUGCAAA
Messenger RNA from Anolis carolinensis (green anole), 5366 nucleotides. RefSeq names its product sphingosine-1-phosphate receptor 4 (gene s1pr4). Bases 2182 to 3387 code for a protein of 401 amino acids. The record is from RefSeq and is a predicted model, not a curated record. Gene Ontology annotation, biological process: adenylate cyclase-activating G protein-coupled receptor signaling pathway; regulation of metabolic process. The transcript has 2 exons. Gene Ontology annotation, cellular component: plasma membrane; cytoplasm. NCBI's taxonomy places the organism in Eukaryota, Metazoa, Chordata, Lepidosauria, Squamata, Anolidae. Gene Ontology annotation, molecular function: sphingosine-1-phosphate receptor activity.